Molecule: messenger RNA, 1455 nt
Organism: Zootoca vivipara (common lizard)
Lineage: Eukaryota; Metazoa; Chordata; Lepidosauria; Squamata; Lacertidae
Source: RefSeq, a predicted model, not a curated record
AUGGCUCCCUCUGCUCUGGGGGUCUCUCUGCUCCUGCUGUUCUUUACUUCUGAGCUGCAAUGCAAAGCUUAUCAUAAAACAGCCAGCAAACCAGCAAACUUGACUAAGCCUGCUCUCCGCCUGCUCUCUGACUAUUUAUUUUCCAACUACAAAAAGGAUGUCCGUCCUGUUCGGAACUGGAGGAAGACCACCAAUGUGGCUAUCGAUGUCAUGGUCUAUGCCAUCCUGAGUGUGGAUGAGAAAAACCAAGUCCUGACAACUUAUAUCUGGUACAGACAGCACUGGAUUGAUGAGUUUCUGCAGUGGAAUCCAAAGGAGUUUGACAACAUCACCCAGAUGUCUGUCCCUACUGAGGCCAUCUGGGUCCCAGACAUUCUUAUCAAUGAAUUUGUGGAUGUGGGGAAAUCCCCCGAUAUUCCUUAUGUUUACAUCCUCCAUCAUGGGGAAGUGCGGAACCUCAAGCCCGUCCAGGUGGUCACUGCCUGCAGCCUGGACAUCUAUAACUUCCCCUUUGAUGUACAGAACUGCUCAUUGACCUUCACCAGCUGGCUGCAUAACAUCCGGGACAUUAACAUCUCCCUGUGGCGGACCCCAGAGGAAGUGAAACAUGACAAGAGUGUCUUCAUGAACCAAGGGGAAUGGGAGCUUCUGCACGUUCUCAGCCAGUUCCGAGAGUUCAGUGUUGGUGACAGCGACUACUAUGCUGAGAUGAAGUUCUUUGUGGUCAUCCGAAGACGCCCCCUCUUUUACGCCGUCAGCCUACUGCUCCCCAGCAUCUUCCUGAUGGUCAUGGACAUUGUGGGCUUCUACCUGCCCCCUGACAGUGGAGAGAGGGUCUCCUUCAAGAUCACCCUGCUCUUGGGCUACUCUGUUUUCCUGAUCAUUGUCUCUGAUACACUGCCAGCCACGGCGAUUGGGACCCCGCUGAUAGGGGUCUAUUUUGUGGUGUGCAUGGCGUUGCUGGUCAUUAGCUUGACCGAGACCAUCCUCAUAGUGCGACUUGUGCAUAAGCAAGAUCUACAGCCUCAUGUACCUGACUGGGUGAAGCGCUGGGUGCUGGAACGGGCCACCAUCCUGCUCUGCAUCCGAGACAGGAACACGUUCUGUCCGGUCCACACUCAGAGCUCUGACAUCUCCGGGAACAUGGAAAACAACGACAGUACAGCCAAACUGAACCACUACAGCUGUGAAAGCACCCACGACUUUGAAGGAGGAGCAAGUGGUCCUGUGACCCAGCCACAAGGGGAGAGCUCGCUGGUGGUUGAAAAUAUCCUGCAAGAGAUUGCAGCUAUCCGCCAGUUUCUGGAGAAGCGGGAUGAAUUCCGUGACAUUGCCCGUGAAUGGCUGCAGGUGGGCUAUGUCCUGGAUGUUCUUCUUUUCCGGGCAUAUCUAGUAGCUGUGCUGGCCUAUAGCAUCACAUUGGGCACUCUGUGGUCCAUCUGGCAAUACGCCUGA